Molecule: messenger RNA, 2335 nt
Organism: Motacilla alba alba
Lineage: Eukaryota; Metazoa; Chordata; Aves; Passeriformes; Motacillidae
Gene: POFUT4
Product: fucosyltransferase 11
Exons: 3
Coding region: 82-1554 (490 amino acids)
Cellular component (GO): Golgi membrane
Molecular function (GO): alpha-(1->3)-fucosyltransferase activity
Source: RefSeq, a predicted model, not a curated record
CACCACCGGGGGCGGGCUCAGCGCCGCUUCCUGAGGCGGCGGGGCGAGCCCGCGGCGGGGCCCGGGGCUGGCGGGCCGGGCAUGGGGGUCGCCGGGCCGGGGUGGGGGCCCGCGAGCCUGUGGGUGACGCUGGCGCUGGCCUGGAGCGCGGGAGUGGCUCUGGCCGCGGAGGAGCCGGCCGAGCCGUGCGGGGCGGAUGGGUGGGCGCAGGACGCCGUCCCGCCGGGCGCGGCCUUCGUCGCCGCCGCGUCGUACCGAGGGCCCGGCAACAACGACACGCGGAGCAACAAGGCGCUGCCCAUCCUGCUGUGGUGGAGCGGGAGCCUCUUCCCGCACUUCCCCGGCGACACGGAGCGCAUCGACUGCCCCCGCGGCUCCUGCCUCGUCACCCGGAGCCGGCGGGUGGCCCGGCACCGCCGCACCAAGGCGCUCAUCUUCUACGGCACCGACUUCAGGGCGUACGAGGCGCCGCUGCCCCGCCUGCCCCACCAGACCUGGGCGCUCUUCCACGAGGAGUCCCCCAUGAACAACUACGUGCUCUCGCACUCGCCCGGCAUCCGGCUCUUCAACUACACGGCCACCUUCCGCCGGGAGUCCGACUACCCGCUCACGCUGCAGUGGCUGCCCGGCACCGCGUACCUGCGGGCCCCGGCCGUGCCCCUGGCCGAGAAGGACGCGUGGCGGCGGAAGGGCUACGGCCCCGUGCUGUACAUGCAGUCCCACUGCGACGUGCCCUCGGACAGGGACCGCUACGUGCGGGAGCUCAUGAAGUACAUCCAGGUUGACUCCUAUGGUAAAUGCCUGCAUAACCGUGAGCUCCCCAGUGAGCGACUGAGAGACACUUCUACAGCCACUACAGAAGAUUCUGAAUUUAUGACUUUUAUUGCCAGGUACAAGUUCCAUCUGGCCUUGGAGAAUGCCAUAUGUGAUGACUACAUGACAGAGAAGCUGUGGCGUCCCAUGCACUUGGGUGCUGUCCCUGUGUACCGAGGCUCCCCAGCUGUGCGGGACUGGAUGCCAAACAACCUCUCCAUCAUUCUUAUAGAUGAUUUUGACAGCCCCCGAGAGCUGGCAAAGUAUCUUGAUUUCCUGGACAGGAAUGGAGAGGAAUAUUUGAAGUAUCUAGAAUAUAAAAACGCCGGUGGAAUCAAAAACCAGUUCUUGCUAGAGAGCUUGGAGAAGCGGGAGUGGGGUGUGAAUGACAUGACUCUGCCCAAUUACCUGAAUGGCUUCGAGUGUUUCAUCUGUGACAAGGAGAACACCCGGGUCAAAGAGGAGCAAGAACACAAGAAGUCUCAUGGAAAAAUUCCAGCUCCCAGACCUCAUAUAGCUCAGUUCAAGCACAUGGGAUGUCCUAUGCCAACCCCCGGGUUUGGAAGUGUUGAAGACCUCGCUGGUGGAGACAGCUGGAAAGAAAUGUGGCUGCAGGAUUAUUGGCAAAGCCUUGAUCAGGGUGAGGCCCUCACUGCUAUGAUUCAUCGCAAUGAGUCUCAUCAGGGAAGAUUUUGGGACUACAUGCAUGAGAUUUUUCUGAAGAGAACAAGGCAACACUGACCCAUCUUUGUAAGAGCUUGAUUUGAAAAUUGCAUUGAAAGUUGAGACUUUGAAUUCUUACUCGCUUCAAAUGUUUGCCUUGAAAAAACAAAACCAAAAAAACUCUCACAGAGACAAUUUUUUUCUGGUGCACGAAGUGAGUAAGUUUCUGUUAUGAUUGGAUUUCAGCAGUGGAAAUGUUAGUAACUGCUUUGGCUUGAGUUUCAGCUCUGUGCUGUGAAGCCACUCCUGGCUUGCAGGUGUCAACAUGUGGGGCAAAAGAGGAAUUUACUCUCCUUUUGCAUUUACUAUACUUAUAUUGUGUCUUACAUGACUUCAGGCUCUUGCUCAAGUGCCCUAAGUUAUUUCAGGGAUUUUUUAAGGCUUCAGAAUAUUAGUUGUUUUUUAAAGUAUUUUAUCAAUCACAUAUUCUCUUCAUUAAGAUGUACUUUUAGUUGCAAUUAACAAAUGGCUUUUCCAGUGAAGGAAUUACAAAAGACACAUCUGUGAAGAGCAAUUGUGCCUUAUGAAAUUGCUGCAAUAAAGUCUCUUCUCCCCAAGUAACAUGCCUCAAAUACUCCUCCUUUUCAAGCUAACUGAAUAACUAUGGGGAGGUCACUUAACUCUCUGCCUAAUUAUCCUAUUUUGAUGACUUAGAAGAUCAUGUGUACAAUGGGAUGGGAGAACAAAUUAUUUAAGUUGCAACUUUCAACCAAGUACUUCACACCGGAAAGUGUAUUACCUAGUAUUGUGUAGAACAAAAUAAAAUUCUGUGCUUUGGUUCUUUUAAGUUUCCAUCAAA